GCCAGUGAAAAAAGAUUGGAAUUUUACUGUUCAUUCCAAGAUGCCUCUCCUACAUGUGGCUUUGCUGAAGAUAGAUCCAGGAGCAACCUUCUCAUUAACAGCUCAGGGUUUGCCAGAUUCCUGCGAUUAUGCCCCUGGCAGCCAUUUUCAAAUUAAGGCCUCCCGGACACAUUGCUACAAAAUCAGAGUGUGCGGGGAAUGCUCUGUAUUUGGAGUCUUUGAGAAAUGGUUGACUUUAGACUUCGGAAUCCGCCCAGUCUUGCUGCAGAGGAUCUUUGUGAAGGUAGGAGUUCAGGAAGAAAUCUUCAAUCAUUGCGAAGGAACCCCACACCAAGAUGGCAGCCCGCUAAUGUCUUCUGAACGCUGGAACCCAGGCAAGCAGUUGUGUUUUCCAUGCAAGGAGAGAACACAGGAGGAAGAAAAACUAUUUGAUACGUACAAACCACCCUCCAUGAAUCCGAGUUACGGCGGGAGAACCACAGAGAGGCAGACGCUUACAGAGAGGAAUUAUCAGGAGGUGAUGCACAUAAGGCUACUUCAAGAGGAGGCUGCUAGAGAAGAGGUGAUAGCCAGGUUAAACCUGAAGAUUGAUGUGACCUUGACCAAGACGGUAAGCUUGUUAAAUGAGAUGAGGUUCGCUCCUAAUGGGGAGCUUUUUGCAAAGGUACCUUUUCCAAAGGGCCUGACGAAAGACACAGAGGAAGGAUACUUAUUACAGAGGUCCGUGCGCACUGCCCUGGUGGCUUCCAGCCCACAGCAGAGCGACAAAGUCUACGAAGUCCAUGUGGAGACCAACAGCGACUUAGAUAGCAGUGUUUUGCUCCGCUUCCCAGAACGCUGCUGCCGUGAGCUGUCCCUUCAACCAGAAGCCACCGCCAAACUGGAGAUCCAAUUCCAACUUGACCGGCUGCAAUUCUGCAUGUACCACGAAGCCAUAGACCUACUGUUGGAUGCGGCAUUAUUGCUGCCCGAUCUAAGCAGUUGUUGCAUGCCGACCUCUCAAGAGCAGAUGUCCUGGGGCAACAACAAGCAAAAAAUGGCCAUCUCUUACAUCACCGGAACAGUGACAGGGAAACAACCUGCGGCCCCACUAGUCAUUUAUGGCCCGUUUGGGACCGGAAAAACUUCGACCAUAGCCAAAGCUGCACUGCAAGUGAUCAAACAGGCGGGAACCAGGGUGCUGAUCUGCACUCAUAACAACAGUGCUGCCGAUCUGUAUAUUGAAGACCAUUUUCAUCCUUAUGUGAUAACUGGUCACCCAGAAGCCACUCCGCUGCGAGUGAAGUACACCAAAAGCCCCGUCAACAGGACAGCACUCAUCACUUUACAGUAUUGCAUUCUCAGUGAUGACAAUUCUUGCUUUGUUAAGCCCACCAAGAGUCUUCUAGACAAGCACCGCAUUGUUGUGACCACUGCUGUCAUGGCCAGGGAGCUAGAUGUACCCAGAGGUUAUUUCACUCAUAUAUUACUGGAUGAGGCAGCGCAAAUGAUGGAGAGUGAAGCUCUCAUACCAUUAGCGUUAAUGAACCACAGGACACGAGUGGUGGUGGCUGGUGACCACAUGCAGGAGGCCCCAAAGUUCUUCCACCACACCAGUGUUGAAGAGCACACCCUACUUACCCGGCUCUUCACCUAUUACCAGAGUAAAGACUGCCCAGCAGCUAAGAACAGCCGCAUUGUCUUCCACCAGAACUACCGCUCAGUACCGGCCAUUAUCUCCUUUGUGUCUCGUUGCUUUUAUGUUAGACAUGACAAUGCCAUUGAGGCUUGUGCGGUUGAACCGAUGGAACCUCCUCAAGGAUGUCACGCCCUGGCCCUGUUCCAUGUGCAUGGUUAUUGUACUCCCGAAGGCAAUUCAUGGAAAAAUGUGUUGGAAGCUCAGCAGGUAGUGGAGACCGUCAACGAUGUUCUUCAGCUUUGGCCAGAGAAGUGGGGAACAGUGAAAGGGGGCAAGAUUUGCGUUGUGUCUCAUGGGGCUCAGGUAAAACUCAUACGUCAAGAGCUGCGCAAAGUACGACUGCGUGAUGUCAAUGUGACCAACUAUGACAACAUCCUUGGUCAAGAGUUCCUUGUCAUCAUUCUGAGUACCGUUCGAUCCAUUGACAGCCUCCCUACUCAUUCUCCCGCCUCUUCCACUUUCAGCCUGGACUUUUUCUGUGAUCCACGAGUUCUAAAUACCAUCCUAACACGUGCCCGUGCCCAGGUCAUUGUAGUUGGGGAUGUAGUGGCUUUAUGUUCUUUUGGGGCUUGUAGUCGUAUCUGGAAGAGCUACCUGCGGGAAUGUGUGGAGGCAGGCAGUGCUUCUCCACCAGACCUCAGCGUGGAGGGGAUAAAGCAGAUGGCUUCAGACCUGCAAGCUUGGAGGCAAGAGGAGGAGGAAGAAGAUGCUGAGGAAGACAGCGACUCUUGGACAAGUGAUGUGGAUAUCAAUGCAGAAGAUGCCAUUCUUCAAGAACUGUUAGACAGUAAAGAUGAGGCAUAUGUGACAGUGUCUGCUGAAGGAAUGUUGGAAAUGAGACCAACAGAGAGUUCCAGAAAUGAUGUAGACAAAUACAUAAGCUUUCCCACAGACACACUUGAAGGAUGCCUGAAGAUGCAGCCCAACAUAUACAAAAAGUGUCAAUUAGUGAAGGAAUCUUUCGAUCGUGGCUAUGCCGUAACCCUUGAUGACCACACACCCCGUCAUAUUUCUAUUAAUGGGCGACAGAACUGUGGUAUGGGAUUUAAUGGUGAUCUGGUUGUCGUUCAGUUGUUUCCAGAUGUCCGUCCAGAUGCAGGAAAAGUUGUUGGAGUCCUUGAACCAGGUGAAAAAAUGCGGCGUUUUGUUUGCCGUGUAGAGAAUUAUGACUGUAACAUCAUGGUCCCUGUUGACCGAACUGUCACUAAGAUUUUCUGUAAAAAUUUUAAAGAAAAGCCAAACUGUAUUCCAAUCCGUAAAUUUCAGAAUGGUCGCAUCACUACUGUAAAGUAUGAGAAGGUAACACAGGAGAUCAGAUGGAAUACUCUUUUUCUGGUACAGGUAGUCAAAUGGCGGGAAGGUUUCUACUACCCUUUGGGAAUUGUAACUCAAGUUUUUCCACCCAAUUUUAUCCUGGAAAAGGGACUAGAAAUACUAGACUUAGAAUAUGGGAUUGAACAUAGUGAUGUGUAUCCGAAAGAGGCAUCAGAAGAAGCCAAUAAACUGUCAGAAACGAUAGAGACAAAAGACAGAAAGGAUUGCAGGGGAUUGUUAACCUUCACCGUGGAUCCUCCCUAUGCCAAUGAUUUGGAUGAUGCCAUCUCCGUACAGGAGCAAGGUGAUUACUAUGAGAUUGGCAUUCACAUCACAGACCUUGCAGCGGUAAUUCCCCAAGGUGGUCACUUAGACAAAGAAGCUAAAAGGAGAGGUGUCACCUUCUAUUCUCCUACAUCUGACCCUGUCCACAUGUUGCCACACAAACUGUGCUCUGAACUUUGCAGUUUGAAGCCAAAAUGUAACCGGAUGGCAAUUUCCCUCUUUGUACUGGUGGAGAAAGUAAGUGAUCAAAUGGUGGAUGGUCACUUUUGCCGCUCUGUGAUCUGCUCUGACCAUCAGCUGUCAUACAAUGAAGCCAAUUUAAUUCUGGAAGCUGAACGUGAUAGGCCGCGGACAUUUGACACCAUAGAGGGUUGCCUUUGUAUUGCAGAACACUUCUCAAAUAUCCACCGGACCUUCCGCCUGGAGAAAGCGGCCAAUUACAAGCAGCCUGAUGAAGGCUGUUUGCCAGGAUCCCGGGAUGCGCAGAGGAUGAUUGAGGAGCUCAUGAUCAUGUACAACAGUUGGGUGGCCGAGUAUUUGACAAACAAAGAUGAAUGUAUGAAUCUGACACCAGUACGAUGCCAGAACGCUCUAAGCCUUCAGAAAAUUGAAGAGAUGAGGAAAAAAUUUGAACACCUUUUACCUUUAUCUGCCUAUUUGACACAUCAUCUACUGGUUGAACCUGAAUUACCAAGGCCAUCAUCAAGUCAAAAUGUUACCAUGUUAUCUUCAGUAUGGAAUCAACUGAAGGAUACUACUACCAGCCAUUCCACAAUUAGAGACCUUCUCUCCACAGAUGACUUGCAUCCAGAAUUGAGCAACGCUGUUCGGGAAUUUAGAAGUCAGCUUGGUCGCUCUUAUUUCACUCGUUCUGGCACUCCAAAUGCCAAUGGUCAUUACUCCCUUGAACUUUGUGACUACACAUGGGCCUCUUCACCUCUCCGCAGGUACAUAGACAUUGUGGUGCAAAGAUUGCUUCAAGCAAUCCUCAGAGAUCAGCCAGGCAUAGCCUUGAAAAUGAAUCACAAGGACAUGAAUUUGCUGUGCCUUGACUUUGACAGGAAGGCUAAACGCGAAUCAUCAUACGAGAAGAGAGCACAUGCGUUGAAGUUAGCUUUAUCAUUACACACCGUGGCACAGCAAAAGGUGGCGGUGUUAAUGCAACUUGACGCUAGGAAUCGAAGUUUUAAGGCAGCCUUUCCAUUAAAUGGAGACUCUCUUCCCAGCCCGAUGAUGCUGGAUUACAGUCAUCUUCAACCUGAGAAACAGCCAGUGCCUACUGCAAAUGGCUUACGUUUGACGUGGAGACGCCGUGUGUACUCCUACAAUUAUUACAAGAAUGAUCCUCUCAUAAAUCUACCAAGGACCGACAUAGUCUCUUUUGAUUCCCAUACCUGGCAUGAAGCAAUAAGAUUCAUAAAUCAAGGAGAACCGGAUAGAGCUAUAGUGUUAUUAAGCCGCAAUAAAGGAAACAAUUCUGACCCCAUGAGCUUUGUGACUCGCAGCAGCUGCGGGCAUUAUAUGGAAAUAACUCUUGAACUGAAGGCAGGGAAACCUCUUCCUAUCCAACUCUGCACCGUUAUUGAACGGGGUUUUCCGAGCGCAGGUCCCCAGCUUUGCACUCUGGCCCCAGGAAUCCAUCUCUGCUUGGAGCAUACAGCUCGACCCAUUGAAUGCUUCUCCAGCAAGGCCAAACGAGCGCCUCUUAAAACCUACGCCAAUGUAAAGGAUUAUCAGACGGUGUGGCUGCCACUGUGUGCCAUGGAAGCAGCGGAGUCUGCUGUGAGAGAGGGCACACCUAUACUGCUGAGAGAUGUGCCUGUCAAGUGGAAGCAAGAAGGAAAUUCUAAGGAAGCUGUGGGACUGAUAGGCUCUUUUACCUUGACCCCUAUACUCAUUAAAGAAUGUGAGCUGGAGAUUGAUUUUCAAAAUUGCUACCUGUGUGUGCGCUUGGAAGGACUGCCAGCCAAGUCACAAAAUCUUUCAGAUCUGGAGACCUACACGUGGGUGGCCCAUGGCCUAACAAAAUACAGCAGUUCCAUCUCUAAAAAGGAAGGUGGUCAUGUUGACUUUCAGUUACACCAGUGUAGCAUGAAGGAAGUUCCUGAGAAAGCCCUGAGAUCUACAGAUCCCUUUACUAUGGAGAUCAUACCUAAGCUGUUGCCGGACAUACGGAAGGAAAGGGCUGUCAAAGAAUUGAUUAAAGCAUCUGAACUCACAAAGAGCAUUGCUCUCGGAAAGAAGGUCCCCGAUGUUGGUACGAACAAAAAGUUUCAAAAGCAGAUGUCAUUCGCCAUCCCAGAGAAAACCCGUCCUCUCAAUCAGAGUCAGACAGAAGCUGUGCGCAAAGCCCUGACACAGCCCUUCACCCUCAUCCAAGGACCCCCUGGCACUGGUAAAACUGUGGUUGGUGUUCACCUGGCUUACUGGUUCCAUCACGCGAACCAAGAUACACAGCCUACUGCAGACAGUGAAGAGAUGAUGGGCCGGCGGAUGCUCAUGUACUGUGGUCCAUCCAACAAGUCAGUGGAUGUUGUAAGCGAAAUGCUGCUUCCUCUGCGUGAAAAGCUCCGUCCGCUACGUGUGUACAGUGAACAGAUGGAGCUGAGUGAGUUUCCCUAUCCUGGAAGCAAUCUCAGACUUACCGGAUACCUCCGAGAAGGGAGGCCGGAUAAUAUAUUGAGACCUAUUGCCCUGCAUCAUCUGAUCCGACAGCCCCCCAACUCUUACUGGAAGGAAAUUCAGGAGAUGGACCAGAAAAUCCAAAAUGGGGACGAGAUGACCCCCGAGCAAAUCGAUGAGUACAAGGGCUUGAUCUCUAAAGCUCGCAAAGAGGAGCUGGAACGCCACAACAUCAUCUUGUGUACCUGCGUGGCAUCUUCCAGUAAAAUGCUGACAGACCUGCCCAUCACGCAGGUGAUCAUUGAUGAGUGCGGAAUGUGCACUGAGCCAGAGUCUCUCGUGCCGCUAGUCAGCCACAAACAAGUACAGUCGGUUGUUCUGAUUGGGGACCAUCGUCAGCUUCGCCCAGUAGUUAUGAAUGACGUUUGUAAAAUUCUUAAAAUGGAUCGAUCACUGUUUGAGAGGUUUGAGGAAAGGGCGCUGUUUCUGAACACUCAGUAUCGUAUGCAUGUAGAUAUUUGCGAGUUUCCAUCUAAGGAAUUUUAUGAUGAACGCCUGCUUACCAGCCCCCAGAUUCAUCUACGCUGCAGCCUUUUUUAUUCACGAACCUUCUGCCCUAUAGUAUUUGGAGAGGUGGAAGGGCAGGAGCAAAGCCUGGUGGUCACCACUGAGGAAGGGAACAUAAACUCGAAGGCGAACCUUGAAGAGGCCAAAAAAGCAGUGCAUUUGGCUGCCUUACUUGUCUCUAAGUCUGUAGAACAAAGCGACAUUGCCAUACUAACCGCCUACAAUGCACAAGUGGCAGAGAUCACCAGGAGACUGCAGGAAAAAAGACUGAACAAUGUGACCGUCUCCACCGUAAUGAAGAGCCAAGGGAGCGAGUGGCGAUAUGUUAUCUUUUCCACCGUGCGCUGUGCUACCGGUCAAGACCUAGACAGUCGUCCCACCAUCAGCUGGCAGCGGAGAUAUCUUGGAUUUUUGGGCGACCCAAACCAGAUUAAUGUUGCACUUACCAGAGCCAAGGAGGGCCUCUGUAUACUAGGAAACUCUCAACUUUUACGGUGUUGUCCAAUGUGGAAAAGACUUCUCCAGCACUACAGCCAGAGGGGUGCCCUUGUCCCCGCUGAUAAUAUCACGGUUAUGCAAAACCGCCACCACUGAAAACAAAGAUCCACUUUUUCUCAGCUUCUCCAAAAAUCCAAAAUGAUGGUGCGGGUCACCUGUACAAUAAACAUGUUUCAGAGAAUGCAGUCUCCAAUGUUUGGGCAAUGAGUAAAAAAAAAA
Molecule: messenger RNA, 7183 nt
Organism: Nanorana parkeri
Lineage: Eukaryota; Metazoa; Chordata; Amphibia; Anura; Dicroglossidae
Gene: HELZ2
Product: helicase with zinc finger 2
Exons: 17
Coding region: 41-7060 (2339 amino acids)
Molecular function (GO): RNA binding; 5'-3' DNA helicase activity; RNA nuclease activity
Source: RefSeq, a predicted model, not a curated record